AUGAAGGUGCUACCCGCCUCAGGCCUUGCUGUCCUUGUCACAGCUCUAAAGUUUGCCACCGCAGUCCCCACCCUAUUUGCAGCCACCCCUAGGACCUUCAGGAGCAGCUACCACCUGGCACAGGACUACCUUGACAAGUAUUACACCCACAAAGGAGGCCCCCAGGCCGGUGAGAUGGUGGCGAGACAAGGCAGCCCCAUGGUCAGAAAGAUUAAGGAGCUGCAAUCUUUCUUUGGCCUCCAAGUCACUGGGAAGUUGGACCCGACUACGAUGAAUGUGAUCAAGAGGCCUCGCUGUGGCGUUCCUGAUGUGGCCAACUACCGCCUCUUCCCAGGUGAACCCAAAUGGAAAAAAAAUAUUUUGACAUACAGAGUCUCUAAGUACACACCUUCCAUGAGGCCUGCUGAGGUGGACAAGGCUGUGGAGAUGGCCCUGCGUGCCUGGAGCACCGCCGUCCCUCUGAACUUCGUUAGGAUAAACUCUGGGGAAGCAGAUAUCAUGAUAUCUUUUGAAACUGGAGAUCACGGGGAUUCCUACCCAUUUGAUGGGCCUCGAGGGACUUUGGCCCAUGCAUUUGCACCUGGAGAAGGCUUGGGAGGAGACACGCACUUCGACAAUGCUGAGAAGUGGACUAUGGGGAUGAACGGGUUCAAUUUAUUCACCGUCGCCGCUCACGAAUUUGGCCAUGCUCUAGGCCUGGGCCACUCCACAGACCCCUCAGCACUUAUGUAUCCAACGUACAAGUACCAGAACCCCUAUAGAUUCCAUCUCCCCAAGGAUGAUGUGAAAGGAAUUCAAGCACUAUACGGACCCCGGAAGACAUUCCCAGGAAAGCCCACCAUGCCCCAUAUCCCACCUCACAAGCCAUCCCUCCCCGACCUCUGCGACUCCAGCUCAUCCUUCGAUGCCGUGACGAUGCUGGGAAAGGAGCUUCUGCUCUUCAAGGAUAGGAUUUUCUGGAGAAGACAGGUACACUUGGCAGCAGGAAUUCGGCCCAACACCAUCACCAGCUCCUUCCCCCAGCUCAUGUCCAAUGUGGAUGCAGCUUAUGAAGUGCCUGAGCGAGGCCUUGCUUUCUUCUUCAAAGGUCCGCACUAUUGGAUCACACGAGGAUUCCAGAUGCAAGGUCCUCCCCGGACAAUUUAUGACUUCGGGCUGCCAAGGCGUGUGCAGAGAAUAGAUGCUGCUGUCUACCUCAGGAAGCCCCAGAAGACCCUUUUCUUUGUGGGAGAGGAAUACUACAGCUAUGAUGAAAGAAAAAAGAAAAUGGAAAAAGACUAUCCAAAGAACACCGAAGAGGAGUUUUCAGGAGUGAGCGGCCAAGUAGAUGCUGCUGUGGAGUUAAACGGCUACAUUUACUUCUUUUCAGGACCCAAAACGUACAAGUAUGACACGGAGAAGGAAGACGUGGUUAGUGUGGUAAAAUCCAGCUCCUGGAUUGGUUGCUAA
Messenger RNA from Arvicola amphibius (Eurasian water vole), 1449 nucleotides. It is a transcript of the gene Mmp20, whose product is annotated as matrix metallopeptidase 20. Gene Ontology annotation, molecular function: metalloendopeptidase activity; zinc ion binding. The transcript has 10 exons. The record is from RefSeq and is a predicted model, not a curated record. Gene Ontology annotation, biological process: extracellular matrix organization; proteolysis; amelogenesis. Bases 1 to 1449 code for a protein of 482 amino acids. Lineage: Eukaryota; Metazoa; Chordata; Mammalia; Rodentia; Cricetidae. Gene Ontology annotation, cellular component: extracellular matrix.